This is a messenger RNA of Dictyostelium purpureum, 2049 nucleotides long. RefSeq lists its product as uncharacterized. The coding region runs from base 319 to 2049 and encodes 576 amino acids. Gene Ontology annotation, molecular function: ubiquitin conjugating enzyme binding; ubiquitin protein ligase activity; zinc ion binding. The transcript has 5 exons. Gene Ontology annotation, cellular component: ubiquitin ligase complex; cytoplasm. Gene Ontology annotation, biological process: ubiquitin-dependent protein catabolic process; positive regulation of proteasomal ubiquitin-dependent protein catabolic process; protein polyubiquitination. The record is from RefSeq and is a predicted model, not a curated record. Lineage: Eukaryota; Evosea; Eumycetozoa; Dictyosteliales; Dictyosteliaceae.
AAAAUAAUACAAUAAUAAUAGUUUAAUAUCAAUAAAUUGUUAUAUUAGAUAUUUAUUAUAAUUUUUUUUAUUUUAAUAGACCUUGUAUUAUUAAUAACAACAACUAAAGUUAUCAUUUAUUAAAACUGUAGUUUUGGAAUUAAGAUUAUACAUUGUUUUUUAUUUAAAUAAAAGACCACUAAAAUAAUUUUUUUUUAUUUGGGUAUUAUUUAUUUAUAAAAUAAUAAAAGUUAUCAAUUUUAAUACUAUUUAUUUAUUUUUUAAGUUACAAAUAAUUAUAAUAUUUACAAAUACAGUAUAAAAAAAAUAUUUUAGAAAAUGGAUAGUAGCGGUGAUACAAUCGAAACAUAUAAACCUCAAGGUUUUCAUACACCAUCUCCAAUGCGAAAAUCACAAAGAAGAGGUUCAUUCUCAUCAAUAUUAAGAAGAAGCUCAAUAGUUUCUACCAAUAGAAGAUCAUCAAGAGAUUUAACAGGCGAAACAGAUGAAAAAAUGUUAAAAUAUCUCAGUUCAAUUAGUUUCAGAAAGGAUUUAGAGAUGAGCGACGAUGCUUCAUCAUAUAUGAGCGAAACUGCAUCAGAUAUUGAUAUAGGUGACUAUGAUCCAAGUGAUUGGUUUUUAGAAGAGGAUCAGGAGGAUGAAGAAGAGCCUCUAUUUACAAUAUUAGAAAAAAAAGGAUUAGAGGACCAAAUUAAAGAAAUGGCAAAUACUUUAUCCGAUCAAAUUGAUUUAAAACCCGGAAAUGCAAUUUUAUUAUUACAAUAUUUUAAAUGGGAUGUUGAUAGAAUAUUAUCAGAGUAUUUUGAAGAUCCAGAAUCAUACUGUUCGAAAGCUGGUAUAAUCAAUCCAUCAAAUGCAAGUAAUUAUGAUAAUACAUCAAUUUCUCACUUCCCACAAAACUCAGUCUGUAUUAUUUGCUUUGAACAAUCAAAUGGUGACUUUUAUAGUUUGCCAUGUGGCCAUGGUCCAUAUUGUUUAGGCUGUUGGAAAACAUAUCUUCAUCAAGAAAUGCAAAGUUGUGGUAGUGAAAUUAUACAUUCAAAGUGUAUCUAUCCAUUAUGUAAUGGUAAACUUACAUAUGAAAACUGGAAAGAUUUAGCAAGUGAAAGAGAUUAUAAUAGAUAUUGGUAUUUUGUAACAAAAGAUUUUGUUAGUAACGAUAAACAUUUAGAAUUUUGCCCAAAUCCAACCUGUGGUAAUGCAAUUAAGUUUUCUGGUGUUGGUAGACCAAGUGAUGUUGUCGAAUGCCAUUGCGGCACUCGUUUUUGUUUUAGUUGUGGUAGUGAAAAACAUAAUCCAGUAAGUUGUGCCCAAUUAAAGGAAUGGAAAUCUAAAAAUAGUAAUGAUCAAGAAAGUCUUAAAUUAAUUAAAGCAACAUGUAAACCUUGCUAUCAUUGUGGCAUGCCAACAGAGCGUAUACAAGGAUGUAAUCAUAUGGUAUGUCGUAAAGAGCAAGGUGGUUGUGGAGGAGAAUGGUGUUGGAUGUGUAGAGGACCUUGGAAAACACAUGGUCAACAUACAGGAGGUUUUUAUAGUUGUAAUAAAUAUGAACAAUCAGAUGGUAAAAAAGCAGAUGAAAGUUCAGCAAUGGUUAAACAAGAAUCGGAUCGUUUCCUUCAUUAUUUUACACGUUACUUCAAUCAUGACAUGUUAAUGAAGCACGCUAUAAAAAUGAGAGAAGAAGAAAUGGAAGAUAAAAUGAACCAGUUCCGUGAAUUGACAAAUCUUAAUCCCGAUUUCCUUCAAGAAGCAAUCGAACUUUUAAUAGAAUGCCGUAGAAUUUUAAAGUAUACUUAUGUUUUUGGUUAUUAUCUUUCUGAUAAUGUACCAGGUAAAACAUUUUUCGAAUAUCAACAAGCCAAUGCAGAGGGUAUCACGGAAUUACUCUCUGAAUCUGUAUAUAUCAAUGUAGCUUUAAUCAAUGCUGAAGAUAUGAAAAAUAGAGUACGUGUAACAAAGAAAUAUAUUACUAAUCUUGUAAAAUCAAUUGAAGAAGGUUUAGGUUUAGAUGGUUUGGGUCUAUCUUCACAAAUUUCGGGGGAUAAAUAA